Cadophora gregata is the source of this 1824-nucleotide messenger RNA. RefSeq lists its product as uncharacterized. NCBI's taxonomy places the organism in Eukaryota, Fungi, Ascomycota, Leotiomycetes, Helotiales, Ploettnerulaceae. The transcript is spliced from 2 exons. The record is from RefSeq and is a predicted model, not a curated record. The coding region runs from base 1 to 1824 and encodes 607 amino acids.
AUGGCACCGCUUCAGCCCAGCAGUAGCCGUAGCAUCAGCAGUACCAGCAGACUGGAAAUUCCUACAAUGGACGACCACGUCUCAUCGUCAUCAUCAACUCUCGCUCCUAUCUAUACCUCCUCAGGGAUGUCCAGCUCCAAAUUCGACCUGAAUCCGACUCCAGAACUCGGAAUCGAACUCGAACACGAACUCGACCUCGACAUUAGCGAAAGCCCUCUUUCCCCUCGAGCUCUGUACGCUCAAUCUUUCGACCGCCCUGGAUCCUCACAAAGUCUCCCCAGCACACGACGGUUCAGGAAGAAUAUGAAGGAGAUGACGGGCUUUGGCACGACGGAAGAGGAAUUUGAGGCAUUGCCCAUUGCAGUGCGGAGAAAGUACUUCUCCACCUUGGAGCGACUACGAUUUGCCCAGAACUCACGGACGAGCGCACUCCAUGAUUUGCCAAUCCAGAGCCAUCGAAAGAGCUCCAUAGCAGACCGCCGUGGCGUGAACGUUGCCCUCAUCGAACCUCGUCGGAACUUUUCUCGACGACAGCGGAAGAUCGCGAGACAACAAUCUAUCUCCAGCACCGAGGCCUCGUGGUUUCUGACCCUACCGGACAAAAUCAAGAACAAGCAGUUUACAAGGGAGGAGCAGGUGCUACUGGCUGGUCGACUGCGAGAAAGUGUAAUCCUCGACGCUGCCGACGAAGCAAUCUAUAGAGCAAGCCGACGUGCCAGUCGCAAUCUCCCUGUGACACCGUUGUUCGACGAGUCUCGGCCUGGUACUCCCCGGAGUAGCACAGAUAGUUCUCGGCCAAACAUCCAGCAGGAGAACACCUCGAAUAUGGCCGCUCACAUGUACGAGAGCUUUCGGUGGAUGGACGAUGAGCAGGAUCUGGAUCUGAAGCUGGUAUUGGACGACUAUCAUGCCAAUCUAGACGGCGUUGUCAUUCCUACUCCCGCCAGCGCGAGACGACCUUCAUUCCGACGACAAAUGUCCGUCUCGAAAAUGCCCUUUGGACGGAGUUCCCUUUCUUCUCAUCCACGAUCACCACUUUCACCGAAAUUCGAGCCUCCUCUCAACCAUGGCAGAACCAGAUCUCGCACAAUGUCCCUGAUACAGCCGAAGCAUGUAGCGAAGCUGUCAGUCGCCACGAUAGAUCCGAAUGCGGCACAUUAUCAAGACCCAGAAGCACGACUGAAGUUGCGAGUAUACCUUGCAUCUCCACAAAAGUUCGACGAGGCGAUUGAAUUCGGAUUUCCUUCUAUGGAUAGCAUGACAGAUAUUACAGACAAAGAAAAUAAGCCUCCGAGACGUUUGUCGCGAGAGGUCAGCGGAACGAAAAAGUCAUUUGGCAUUGACAGGGGUCAAUCAUUCUUGCAUGACGAUAUGGCCUCCCUGUUCGACGACGACGUAUCUAUGGCCGACCCGGAGUCACCACUGACCCCCAGAGGAGAUCUUGGGUUUCGUUCUCAAAACCAAUCAAUUGCAACUUCUGGAUCGAAAGGCAGCAGAACAUCCUCCGACUUUUCGCACCUGGGAAUCAACAAGCCUAUGUUGGUCAAGCAACCUGAGUCAUACACUCAUGGACUGGCGGGGAGUAGAGAAAUGACACUGAGAAUGACUCUCACGCGACCUGAUCUACGGGCCGAUGAGACGACAAUUUAUGGAUGGCAAAGAUGCAAAAGUCCUCUAACAGAGGAGCCUUCUACUUCGAUGGACGAGAAAUCCGAAUUCAGAGGGCCAUUGGGAGGAGCAGAUGGUUGGGGUCCAGAUAAGGAGACUGGCGUAGUAAAAAGAUUUUGGAACAAGGUUAAGAGCUCUCAGCGAAAGAGCACGUAG